Amblyraja radiata (thorny skate) is the source of this 16861-nucleotide messenger RNA. RefSeq names its product piccolo presynaptic cytomatrix protein a (gene pcloa). Lineage: Eukaryota; Metazoa; Chordata; Chondrichthyes; Rajiformes; Rajidae. Gene Ontology annotation, biological process: presynaptic active zone assembly; protein localization to synapse. The transcript is spliced from 26 exons. Gene Ontology annotation, molecular function: structural constituent of presynaptic active zone; protein binding; metal ion binding. The record is from RefSeq and is a predicted model, not a curated record. Gene Ontology annotation, cellular component: GABA-ergic synapse; axon; glutamatergic synapse. Bases 1 to 13689 code for a protein of 4562 amino acids.
AUGAUGCCCAGCUUCCUGACCGAGGGCCGCCCGCUCAGCGCCGUCUCCUCCGUCGUCAACAGAUUCGGCCUCUUCGACUCCAAAGCUGAGCCCGAGGCGACGGCGGCCCGGAGCCAGGGAGAGACGCCCGGGGCAGCGGCUGGUGGGCGGCCGGAGGGCAGUCCGGCCCCGGCCGCAGCCCCGCGGACAGCACCAUCGGCCGCUUCAGCCUCGGGUUCACGGACAGCGACUCCAGCCGCUUCAGCACCAGGGACAGCGACUAGGGCGGCUCCCGGCCCGCGGGCAGCGACACCGGCCACUCCAGCACCGCGGACAGCGACUCCAGCACCGCGGACAGCGACUCCAGCACCGCGGACAGCGACUCCAGCACCGCGGACAGCGACUCCAGCACCGCGGACAGCGACUCCAGCACCAGGGACAGCGCCGCCACCGAAGGGGAACCUAUGCCCGGUCUGCACCAGCACCGAGCUGCGGUUGCAAGAGCCAGGCAGCUACGGCCGAUGCACCGCGUGCCAGCGCCUGGUCUGCAUUCAGUGCGGUUUCAACCCCAACCCGCAUAUCACCCAGGUCAAGGAAUGGCUGUGCCUGAACUGUCAGAUGCAGCGAGCUCUGGGCACGGCCUCAGCCCCAACCCCUGGCACCAAGCCGGGCACUCCUGCCUCUGUCCCACAGGUCAUCAAACAAGGACAAGCUCAACAGAAGGACCCCACACACAGGAUGGACCAGGCCAAGCCACUGUCACAAACUGGAGCCAGGAAACAGCCACUGCUCACCAAGCAGAAGUCAAUAGCUGCAUCUCCACCACAGAAACACAAACAGGCAUCACAUGGGUCUCCAGAACAACAAGCAGCCCAGAAACCCAAGCCCCUUAAACCACAGCAGGUUAUUCCCACCACUGCAGCACCAGACACCUCACAGGCAUCACCCGGAGUCCAGCAGAAAGGUUCCAAACAGACCAGACACAUGGAACAAGCUCCAGCACAAGAGCCUGUGGAGAAACAGAAAGAUUCUGAUCUGAGAAAGCAGCCGCAACAGUUGAAAGCAAAAGGAGAAUCUGCUCCAGGGAAAGAGGUUGUCCAGAAAGAGGAGCAGUCAAGGCAGGGGCAGAAGCCAAGUCCAGUGGUCACAGUGUCCCAGGAGAAGCAGACAGCCGCUGAACCACCCAAGCAUCCUUGCCCCAAAGAAGAACAAGGGAAACCUAGUCAGAAACAAGCAGCUACAAAGCCACCAUCUUCACAAAUCCCUCCAGAGAGUCAAAAACCGCCAAAACCUCCAGAACAAUCGAGGCGUUUCAGCCUGAACCUGGGAGGUUCUCCCCAACCUCCACCCUUCCAGCCCACCACUCCUCAGGAGAGUGUUACAGGAAAGCUCUUUGGUUUUGGGGCGUCACUGUUUAGCCAGGCAUCCACCUUGAUCUCUACAGCCCCUUCACCUGCAGACCAACAGAAGCCUGGGACCAAGCAGCAACCUGCACCUCCACCCCCCACGCCACAGAAAGGGUCAAAGCCCGACACCAGUAAAGGGGAAACUAUGCCUCCAGCUGCGGAAAAACCAGAGCAAAAGGCAGCUGCGGCAACUCACAGCACAAAGGAGACGGGACCAACCAAGAAACCUGCAGCCACUAAACUAACGGCUGACACACCUGGCAAGGUGGCCAAGCCAGCGGAGGGCGGAGCAGGAACUCCAGCUGGCACCUCCUGCCCUCUUUGUAAAACCGCCCUGAACAUUGGUUCCAAGGCUGCUCCCAACUACAACACAUGCACAGAAUGCAAGACUAGAGUCUGCAACCUCUGUGGAUUUAACCCACGGCCACAUCUGACACAGGUUGUGGAGUGGCUCUGCUUGACCUGCCAGACUCAGCGAGCACUUAGUGGACAACUCGGAGACCCUGGGAAAAUGCCUCCUUUGCAUCCAAUGUCAACUAAUGCCCCAGGAAAGCAGCAAUCACCGGGCCUCCCUCCUCCCAAACAGCAACAUUCCCAGAAAGGUCAACCUUCACCCUCACAGGCAAAAGAAACUGAGCAGAAACCAGCGGGGACCUCCCAAACAGCAGAGACUAAGGACACAGUCCCGGCCAAACCAUCAGAAACAGCACCUGCAGUCAGACAAGGCAAAGCACUGGUUCAGGAGGCACAGACCCCAAAACCAGGCUCUGGAGAACAGUCCCAAGCUGCACAACAGAAGCAGGCUCAGUUAAUUCCUGAGCAAACAGGAGGUGCUGAGAAACCUGGCGCAGCGGUGCCUACACCCAGUGACAAAGUGCCAGCAGUUGAAGUAAAGGAGGUAAAGGCUGGACAAACGUUGGCCACAACAGGACAUUCAGAAUCGCCACCUGAAGCCACAAAUACACAGACUGAACAAGUGAGAAAACCCGAACCAGUGGAGAAUGCAAAAGACAAAGUGACAGCCGAGGAUGACAAAUCUGACUCAUCAGCACUACUGCAGCAGAGGAGUCCCCAGGGUAUGAGUGACACAGGCUAUUCAUCUGAUGGGAUAUCGAGCUCUCUGGGUGAAAUUACAAACACUCUCCAAAGCGAAGAUAAAGACUUGCUCAAGGAGCCAGUGAAGAAAGAUUCCGUUUCCCAGGAAAGUAGUCCAUCAAGUCCUUCUGAUCUUGCCAAGUUAGAAAGUACUGUACUUUCAAUCUUAGAAGCUCAGGCAAAUACACAAAACAAUGCCAAGCCAGGUCAGUACAAAGAUCCUUAUGGACUUUAUACUGACCAGGAAAGAGAGCACCACAGGCCAAGGACCCUGCCAAUUACUCCUGAAUCUUACAGCUCAGAUGAAGAGGAUCUAGAAGACAUUCAGGAAGAGGAUGAAGAAGCUCUGGAGAAUGAGAGUCGUGCGGUUACGUUGCAUAAAACGGCGGCAAGAGAAAGCUGUAGUUCUGAGGAGGUAGUGGUCAGGAAGCAGAGGUACGAUUCUCUGGAGGACAGUAGUGAGAGCGAGCUCUCGCCCAGGCAACACCGGCAGAGAGCCAUCAGCGUUGGAUCGUCAAGCAGUGACAGCCACGCAUCUGGUGAUGAGGAAGAAUUCAUUCGAAAGCAGAUUAUUGAGAUGAGUGCAGGUGAAGAUGAAUCAGGAUCUGAUGAGGAUGAAUAUAUUAGGGGCCAGUUGAAAGAGAUUGGCAAAAAAGACCAUCCAGAGACCAAAGGGCCAACUGCUAAGCACAGGCGACUUUCAAAGAAAAGCAGCACAAGUCAUGAUGAUGAUUCAGGGCGACGGCACUCGUGGCAUGACGAUGAUGAUGAUGAAGUCUACGACGCAAGCCCUGAAGCCAAGUACAGAGAGACGAAAAGUCAGGAAAAUGAGGAGAUGUCUGUCUCAGCUGGUGGAGGUCUUAGACGUUUUAAAACUAUUGAUUUGAACAGUUCUAUUGCAAAUAAGUACACAGAGGAUUCAGAAAAAAAGGAUGAAAUGUACUAUGAUGAAGAACCAGAGCUGGAGAUGGAAAGUUUGACAGAUUCACCAGAAGACAGGUCAAGAGGAGAAGGUUCAUCCAGCUUACACGCAACAUCCAGCUUCACCCCUGGUACCUCACCCACUUCAGUGUCAUCUUUGGACGAAGACAGCGACAGCAGUCCAAGCCACAAGAAGGUCCUUGGAGAGAGUAAACAGCAACGCAAGGCUCGUCACAGAUCACAUGGUCCUCUGUUGCCAACCAUUGAAGAUUCCUCUGAAGAAGAAGAAUUGCGGGAGGAGGAAGAACUUCUGCGAGAACAAGAGAAGCAACGAGAAUUGGAGCAACAACAAAGGAAGAGUUCAACAAAGAAAUCCAAGAAAGAUAAAGAUGAGCUGAGAGCUCAGAGAAGGCGUGAGCGUCCAAAAACUCCUCCCAGCAACCUGUCACCCAUUGAAGAUGCCUCCCCCACAGAGGAACUGCGUCAAGCUGCAGAAAUGGAGGAGUUACAUCGGUCUUCAUGCUCAGAAUAUUCACCAAGCAUGGAGUCUGAAUCUGAAGGCUUUGAAAUCAGUCCAGAAAAAAUAAUCGAAGUGCAGAAAGUUUAUAAACUGCCAACAUCAGUUUUGUUGCAUUCUCCAACAGAUGAUAAGUCUGGCAACAUUAUGGAAGAUGCGAUUGGUCAGAAGUCUUUGAAAAGUGCAGAUGAAGCGUAUGAACAAAUGAUGCAAAAAGCAAAAUUACUUCAGAAUCAGAAAGGAGCGGACGAAGUAUUUGAGAAAGAGCCUUUAUAUGGGGGCAUGUUAAUAGAAGAUUAUAUCUACCAAUCUUUAGUUGAAGAUACGUACAAUGGAACUGCAGAUAACCGUGACUUACAUUCGGGGCAGCAUCCUGCUGCAGGACUGUUCCAAGAUGGUGAAAAGAAAUUAAGAAGUCCCGAUGAAAUUUAUGAGGAAAUAAUGCGAAGGUCUCCCGGUUACAGUGACGCCAGGCAGUCCUGCCAGACGCAAGCUUCUGUUGGGAACAUCCAGCGACAACAAAUCACCACUGUGCAGCCUGGCAGACAGACCAUUGUUACACAUUCCUCAGGGGCUGCUGAAACUUCCCCAAACAUGGACAGGCAGUUGUUAGAUGCUGAUGCUGCGUAUGAGGAGCUGAUGAAGCGGCAAAGGGCGCUGUUAACUCCGGGAACCAGCCCAACGCAACCAUGCUCCCCCCUGUCCCCAGUGACGACUGAUGCCGACCACAUUCCUGGAGCAACAUUCCCACCGGCUUCUAGCAGCGUGGGCUACGAUGCAAUGACCUCAAUGCCACAUUCAGACGCAGGGGCCACCCAGACGGUGGUGACGGGCAGUGUUGUGCAUUCUAUCCCAGACGUUAGAAUUACCCAACACUUCACAGAAGAGGACAUUGAAACAGAAUUCCCAGAUUAUGGUGCUGAUGAAAGACCGGAGAUGGUGAAGCAGAGCAAACCGGAGACGACGGUCAUCUCUGUGGCACCGAGCAGCACCACACCGGCAACGUCUACUUGCACAAUUCCCUCAACCAUCACCACAACUGGGAUCUCUCCAGUUUCUCACACUGUGCCAGCUUUGGCAACAGAUUUGGUUGCUGUUGGUAAAGCCACAAGUGAAGAGAUUGCCACUGUAGCACCCACAUGUACUACAGCCAGAGUAACAAUGAGUCCUGUAACUGGUGUGGUGGGUAGGACUUCUCAUGUCCAUCCUGUUCCAGUCAGUGCCCCUGUGGAUCCUGCAAACAUGUCACACCAUGUGGUCAUUUCUGUUCCUCCUGGUCAGGACAGUUCCCAGACUCCCACCUCCACUCUGGCCUCAUCACCACAGGUCAGACCAUCCACUGCAGCCAAUCAUUAUGCCAAGGUUGGCCCUUCGGUAAGUGUGACUAUAUGUGGAAGCUCAGGUGUAACACAGCCUACAUCAAAAGCGAUGCCACCAUCCAUUCGGUCAGGAGAUGGAAAACUCACAACUGCCUCAACUACUGCAUCCAUCUCCUGCUCCACAGCCCCGCAAGUCCCAUACACCACAGCCUGGGAUUGUACAGCAGGCUCAUUUAUCACGAGACCAGCACUGUACUCUGCAAUGGGCACACCUCUCCCACCUCCACCUCCACCUCCGCCUCUCCCUCCACUAAUGUUUCCAAAGCCAUUUGCCAUCCCAAGGAAGCCAUGCAUGCCUCAGGUUCCCAUCUGUGGAAUGGGUUACCCCAUAUACACUGGUGUUAGAACAGGUGUGUCUAAUAGUGUAAAUCAAAGUAGUGUGCUGGCCGACAGCCGAUUCUACCACCCCCCACCGCCCCCCGUCCCUCCAAAACCAGCCAACAUUCCCUCUGCCAUGGUGUUCCCCACAAGGCCAACAGAUGGAAUACGACCUGCCAUUCCUCCAAAGCCUUCACUCUCUCACCUCCCUCUCACUGAACACAAACCAGGUGGAUUACUGCAUAAACCUCCCUCCUCAACAGCAACCUUGUCUUUGAAGCUGACUUCUCCAGGAGACUUUAGACCCAUCUCACCCACAUCCCCCCUGUCCCCGUACUCAAACAGAGCUUCUCCCAAGUUGACUCUUCAUUCACAAGCGACCUACGUAGUCAUCACCUUACCAUCGGAGCCGGGCACACCAACAGAAUCUAUCACCUGCCAAGCAUCACCUGCCCACCUGUGCACCACCUCGACAAAAUCACCCGCUCUCGCCCCGUUACCGUCCACUCUAUCCUUGGCUCACUUCACGCAGUCUUUAGAAAGAAAGGAAAUAGUUGAAAAGGGGAAGACAGAGACUGUAUAUUUUUAUCAGAGUUUGGCGCAGGGUGUUAUAUCAACGGUGGCCCGUGAGCUGUCGACCGAGGCCACACAGGUGCCGGUAUUGUACAACACGAGUGUCUCCAUCUCCAUCCCCCCGAACGAUAAAUAUCCAGAGACUUCGCGCCUUCAGGGAACCGACAGCUCCCUGGACCAAGGGCCAUCAGCCAGUGAUGUGAUAGAUCUCCGCACCUUGGCAUCUCUGGACUCGGCCAUGACCACCAAAGGUAUGGACUUGUCCACGUUACCGGCAGACGGGCGGAGGCAGGGGUCGGCGGUGGAUGCCGGCACUGGGCGACUGAGCACCGUAGUUCAGCCCAACAUCGUCAACCUCAGCACCGUUGCAGCAGCGGAACAAGUGGCAGGUUGCAGAACUGUAGUGGGUUCAGCAUUCACUGCAGAGCCAUGCGAGAGGCCGGUGGAUCUGGUACAUGCGGCAUCAUUGCCUCUGCAACUGACAGCCCGCCUUGAUCCUGUGCCGGCUACUCGUGGCCCGGUGGCUGGAGUCGGCGUGGCGGAGGUCCCCAUUAACCUGACGUGUAGUUCCACCGCCCCGGUGCAGGGCUGGCCUGUCCCAACACCGCUCACUUUGGCCCCCACCGGGACCACCAACGGCUGGACGGAUGGAGACGUGCCUGAGAUCGCAGCCGUCGACCUGAGUACCACCAAGCCUCAGAGGAUGAUGGUGUCUCUGGAUGAGGGGACUUCGGGCAUCGUGACUGCGGUAGUGGGAGUGGAUGACAGGCCAGUUGACCUCACUGCUGGACGGCAGAGUGUUUGCUGCGAUGUGGUUUACAAGCUGCCCUUUGGCCGCACUUGUUCCUCUCUGGAACCCGCCUCUGUUCUACCUGAAGACCGCUACGGUUACAGGGAUGACCACUACGCCUAUGACCGCAAUGGUUCCCGGGGAUUCGGCAACAUGAAGCCGUCUAUGUCAGACACCAACCUAGCGGAGGCUGGCGUGUUUCAGUACCGGACCAAGUACAGCUUCAAUGCCGCAGAUGCAGCUGUGGAUCUAACUGCAGGCAAACUGACAUCAGGUGAACUAAUGGACUAUUCUGCAGUUUGUACCCAGCCUCACGAACACCUGAGUCAAGGAGCGCUGAGCUAUCCCGAGACGAGACAGCUGAUUGCAGGCACUGCCCCUCUGCCCCAGUACUCGCAGGCAAGAUUAAUAGCGACCAUGGGAGGUCACCACGGCAUGCCGAGUAUGCUCAGGUCUUCUGGCGGGGUGGUUUAUUCUUCCGUGGCAACUCCAAUUCCAUCCACGUUUGCAAUUACCACCCAGCCCGGUUCAAUAUUUAGCCACCCCCUUGGUCUUCAUGGCAGUGAGAGCGGUCUACUAGGGUUAGACACAGCGACCUUCCAACCCGCGGGCCCGGACCUACUGCAGAGCGGACCCCAUAUUGCGGCCACGUACCCCGAGUCUGCAGGCGCCCCCUACUUGCACGAAGCUGAUUAUUUGCAGGAUCCUGACAUCGACCCGACUACAAUCCCCCAGCUCUCCCCUCUCGCGUCGCCCGGGUCCGAGGAGAACAAGCAUCUGCUGAUGGAACGGGAGAUGCUGGAGUUUGAGAAGAUGAAGCAGAUCCGUUUGGCCGAGGAGCUGGAGCGGGAACGACACGAGAUCCAGAUCUUCCGCGAACAAGAGAAGAUGAUCGUGCAGCGGGAACUCCAGGAGCUACAGACGAUGAAGCAGCAACUGCUGUUCCAGCAGGAAGAGGAGAGGCAGACACAGUUUAUGAUGCAACAAGAAACUAUCGCCCAGCAGCAGAUCCAACUGGAGCAGAUCCAACAGCUACAGCAUCAACUGCAGCAGCAACUGGAGGAACAGAAGAUCCGCCAGAUCUAUCAGAUCUACGACUCCCCUACGACCCAGACCACAUCCACCAGCGCAGAGAGCGGGGCAUACUGGCAAACUCAGGACGCGAAUGUCUCUCCUCUAAUGGGCCACGAUGUACCACAGAGCCAGGCCUGGUACGAUGGUGUUCCUCAGCACACGCCUCGCCAAUGUCUACUCAGCUCCGUGUCUGAAAUGUCUCUGAAGGACGUUGACGCUAGAGAGGGCAGGCAGCUGAGAAAGAGAAGCUCGAUGCCGAGGCUGCGCGCCACGGAUAGCCCAGAGGAAAGUUUACAGGACUCUAAAUCAUACAAGAAAAUAGUGGACAGUGGUGUCCAAACUGACGACGAAGAAGCGACGGAGAGGUCGUACGCAACCAGAAGAAGAAGGUCGAAGAAGAGCGUGGAUUCGUGCGUGCAGACGGACGAUGAGGACAAUGCAGACGAGUGGGACAUCCCCAACAGGAGACGCAAGUCUCGAGUGGGGAAGUACACGGAUAGCGGUGCUGAGGUGGACAAAACAAAGCGUCUACAUUUCGCCAAAUUCUCCAACAUUUCAGUACAGACCGUCGCUGAAAUUUCCGUGCAAACAGAACCUGAAGGAAUAAUAAAGACGCCCUCAAUAAGGGCAAGGGUCGAUUCCAAGGUAGAGAUUGUGAAGCACAUCUCUGCUCCAGAGAAAACAUAUCGAGGUGAAAGUUUAGGGUGCCAGACGGAGGGGGAUUCUAAUGGACAAAGCCCCCCAUACUUGAGCAGCACGGUGGUCGGCACAAUAUCUCCACCUAAACCUGACAAGAAACGCCCAACGCCGCUAGAAAUUGGAUAUGCCAAUCACCUUCGGGCUGAUUCCUCCUUUCAAGUUGUCCCCUCCCCUCCCAAAUCUCCCCAGGUGUUGUACUCCCCUCUUUCGCCCAUGUCUCCAAACAAAGGCCUGGAAACCACCUUCGAGUCCGCCGACAUCAUCUCACAGAAACUGGCGGCUCCAGAUGUAUCCAUGAGUCAGCCGCUCAGUCCCCGGACUAUCAAGGUGAUGCAACGGUCCAUGUCUGACCCUAAACCUCUCAGCCCCACAGCGGAAGAAAACUCUCGGUUGCACUUCCAAUAUAGCGACAGCUACGCGACCAAAAGUUCUCAAAGUGUCACACCAGUGGGUAUUCAGAAAAAAGUGAAGCGCACUCUUCCCAACCCUCCUCCAGAGGAAGCUGGAGCAGCCUUGAGCCCGGCCACCUAUUCCAGUGUUGGUUCAGCUUCCCGCAGGCGUGUGUGUAGGACAACCACCAUGGCCAGAGCGAAGAUCCUGCAGGACAUUGACAGGGAACUGGAGCUGGUGGAAAGAGAAUCUUCCAAACUCAGGAAAAAGCAGGCGGAACUGGAUGAAGAAGAGAAAGAAAUUGAUGCCAAGUUACGGUAUUUGGAACUGGGCAUCAAUCGAAGAAAAGAAGCCUUACUGAAGGAGAGAGAGAAAAGGGAGCGGGCGUAUUUACAGGGUGUGGCCGAGGAGAGGGAUUACAUGUCAGACAGUGAAGUGAGCAAUAUAAGAGACACAAGAAUGGAUGGCCAGCAUGGACUGGAGAGGCCCAGAACUGCUCCACAGUCUGAUUAUGAUCAAUUCAUCUCCUCUCAAACCCAGUCUCAACCUCAGUAUGCAACCACUCCACACUACACACAGUACCAGUACUCCUCCUCCACACCCACCCUGCCCCAAUCACAGUUCCAACAGCAGGGGUUAUACCAUCAGCAGGUUUCUCCCUAUCAAACACAGCCUUCAUAUCAAACUGUCCCCACCAACUCAUACCAACAGUCCCCUCCUUCUCAAGGCCAGUCCACAGCUUAUCCACAUUCAUCACAAGUGGGGAUGAUACAACAGAAGCCCAGGCAGACAGCACUUGUUGAACUUGAACCAAAGAUAACCACAAACUAUGAGGUGAUCCAUAAUCAGCCAGUUCUAAUGGCCUCCACUGCAACAGGCACCACAUAUGCAGUUCCUCAUUUGAGUAAUACAUACAGCAAUUUAGACCUUAGAAUAGGGUUGGAUGAAAGAGGAACGUUGGCUAGUAGUCCAAUGUCAAGCAUUUCGGCAGAUUCCUAUUACACAGACAUAGAACACCAUGAACCCAGGAACUACAUUCUGAUUGACGACAUUGGAGAACUCACCAAAGGACCUAGUUCUCUUCCUCCUGGCUUUAACCUUCACAACAUACAAAAAGAAGUAGAGAAGAGUGAGCGUCUACUCCGUGCCAGUGAAGCCCGCAGGGCCACAGAUGUGAAGGAUUUCUUGGGAACAUUGCAGUCCCGGUUACACUCUUAUGGGAAAGCAGAGGAGGAUUCCAUGGAGGAUCCUUACGAGCUGAAGCUUUUGAAACAACAAAUAAAACAGGAGUUCCGCAGAGGUACAGAGGGUUUAGAACAUCUCUCUGGCCUCCCACACUACUAUCAUGGAGACAGCAGCUACCGACAUUUUGCAAAGGCUGAGAAGUACAGCAUCAGCAGACUAACUCUGGAGAAACAAGCUGCGAAACAGCUGCCACCUUCCUUCAUUUACCAGAAGCAGAGCAAGCACAAAAAGCAGUUGUUAGACCCCCAAAUAGCCAAGUUUUUGCCGAUUCAGGAAGCUCGAGAUGUCGAGGCAGAAUACGCCAGUUACAUGGGCAGCACUCCAUCAGUGACAGGGGUUAGUUCCAGGGCAAGACUGAUUCAGGAUGACAUCACGUUUGGUCUGAGGAAGAACAUUCGUGACCAGCAGAAGUUUCUCGGCACAGCAAUCAGAUCGACAUUAGACGAGGAAAUCGACAAGGCGUACACGAGUGGAACGAGAUCCAGGCCCACUUCCGUUUAUGGACUUGAUUUGUCACUUAAAAGGGAUCCUUCCAGUACAUCUUUACAGAUAAAAAGUCAGGAGAAUGAUCCGUUAGAUAUGGCCUUCACACACAGCACUCCUUCUGGCCGGACAAAGCCGUCUAGUUUGCCCAUAAGCCACAGUAGGGGGCGGAUUCCCAUCGUAGCCCAGAACUCUGAGGAGGAGAGUCCUCUCAGCCCGGUUGGACAACCCAUGGGGAUGGCCCGUGCUGCAGCAGGCCCAUUGCCACCAAUCUCAGCUGAUACGAGGGAGCAGUUUGGCUCAAGCCACUCGCUGCCUGAGGUGCAGCAACACAUGAGGGAAGAAUCACGGACCCGUGCGUACGACCGUGACAUAGCCUUCAUUAUGGAUGACUUCCAGCAUGCCAUGUCAGACAGUGAAGGCCUUUGCACAGCACUGAAUCAGUUAACUGAACCCAACCAAACUAAGCUCAUUCCAAUCAAUUCAUACCAUCUUCGUCGGGAAGAAACAGAUUGGUUUGACAAGCCACGGGAAUCUCAUCUUGAAGAUGUACCGGCUGCUCUAAAUCGCAAAGUUCCCGAUAAAUUAACUCAUUCAAGACCAUCUCAAUCACAAUCUGCAGAAAUUAGUGGGAAACCUGUUCAGUACAACUUUCCCCACUCUCGAGUCAAGGUUCAAAGGGAUGUAAAGGACCAGACAAUCUCAGGAAAUGGAUUGGGAAUCAAGAUUAUUGGUGGGAAAGAGAUUCCGGUACAAAGUGGGGAAAUUGGUGCGUACAUUGCCAAGGUGGUUCCAGGAGGAUCUGCAGAGCAAACAGGCAAGCUGACAGAAGGAAUGCAAGUUCUUGAGUGGAAUGGAAUUCCUCUGACUGGUAAAACCUAUGAGGAAGUGCAGUGCAUCAUUGGUGUCCCUGCUCGUGAAGCUGAAAUAUGUGUAAGACUGGGUCUCAACAUGCUUUCUGAUUCAGAGAAACUCCAGCAUUUGGACUUGAAGGACAGAACAAAGGCAGAAAAGCAAAGGUCACCAGGAGUUGACCCAAAGCAAUUGGCAGCAGAGCUACAGAAGGUGUCACAGCAGGCCUCUUGUGUGGUGAGCUCGGCCAUAGAGAAAGGAGCCCACAGCCACUCAGGAACCACAUCAGCUGCAUCGAGUGCUGCCCCAAGUCCCGGGCAGCCCGCCUCCCCUUCAAUAAGCAAAAAGCGACACAGCAGCAAGCCUCUUGAGACAGCAAGCAAGUUACAUCCGAUCACUGGAGAGAUUCAGUUACAAAUGAACUACGACAAGCAAGUUGGAAAUCUCGUUGUUCAUGUUCUACAAGCCCGGGACCUGGCUCCAAGGGACAACAACGGCUAUUCAGACCCAUUUGUUAAAGUUUACCUUCUUCCAGGCAGAGGCCAAGUUAUGGUUGUCCAGAAUGCAAGUGUAGAGAACAAGCACAGAACUAAACCGGUGCAGAAAAGUCUCAACCCAGAGUGGAAUCAAACAGUGAUCUACAAAAACAUCUCAAUGGACCAGCUGAAAAAGAAGACACUGGAAGUGACCGUUUGGGAUUACGAUCGAAUCUCCUCCAAUGACUUCCUUGGUGAAGUGCUGAUUGACUUGGCAAAUGCCCCACAUUUCGAUAACACCUUGCGAUGGUAUCAACUCAAGGAACAAACUGAGAGUAUUGACCAUGUCAGGUCCCACUCUGGUCAGGCCAGCCAGCAACUACCAAAAAGUUCUGUAAUCAAGAGCCGCAGUCAUGGGAUCUUCCCAGACCCAUCCAAGGAGAUGCACGUGGCCACAAUUGAGAAAUCCCAGAGCAGUCCUGCCAGCUCAAAGUCAUCAUCAGAAGGACAUUUGCGUUCUCACGGCCCGUCGCGAAGUCAAAGUAAAAGCAGCGUCACUCAGAGCCACCUGGAAGAUGCUGGAGCCGCCAUUGCUGCCGCAGAAGCAGCAGUGCAUCAGCUCCGAGUCCAGCCAACACAUAAAAGCGGUCAGGCUCAAAAUCACGCCAAGAAGCACAGACACAGCAUUGCAGGCGUCCCAAUACAAAGAACUCAGUCUGACAAUCUACCUUCACCAGCCAUUGAGAACAAAGACCAAAGUCAACUUGCCAUAAAGAAAGUGAUGUCAGAAGGACCACCCAAGGCUGAAGGAGCAAAGUCGACCAAUCACAGAGUCACUGAAUCGUCCAUUUCCACCACCUCGUCUGUGAGUAGUGGCGGCAGUGGCUACAGCGUGGACAGUGAGGGUAGCACGACCACCGGAGAUGGCAGCGUCUUCACCGACACACCAACGUGUAAAAUAAGCCAGGACACUGAGAUCAAAGAGGAAAAGCACAAAGCAUCUGAGCCAUUCACGCAAGCCCUUGGACCAGCAGAGACCAAUGGUAAAACACAAGUGAUGGGAGAGAUCAAAAUUGCCCUGAAGAAGGAAAUGAAAACAGAUGGAGAGCAGCUGUUAGUGGAGAUUCUGCAGUGCAGAAACAUUACCUACAAAUUUAAGUCGCCUGAUCAUUUACCAGACCUGUACGUGAAACUGUACGUCAUAAACAUUUCAACGCAAAAGCGAGUAUUUAAGAAGAAAACUCGUGUCUGCAGACAUGACCGGGAACCAUCAUUUAAUGAGACGUUUCGUUUUAAUCUCAGCCCAGCUGGACACUCACUUCAGAUUUUACUUAUCUCUAAUGGUGGAAAGUUCAUGAGGAAGACACUGAUCGGUGAGGCAUAUAUCUGGCUUGACAAAGUGGAUCUAAGGAAGAGAGUGGUGAACUGGCACAAGCUGCUGGUUAGCUCAACAGAAAGUCAGCGAGCAGUUACAUCUGGGUUUAAUGUGUAAAACUGAGCUGGUCACCAGGUGGAAAGCUGAAAUCUAAGUCUCUGAUGCUGUCUGGCUGUCAUUUAGAGCUUCUAAUAGGGCAAGAAGAUUGUGUCUCAGUGUUUAUACUGUGGCCACCUGAGCAGCCCAAAGUCUAGCUCAGUCCAGUCCAGUCUUAGACAGUUCAAGGUGACAGCAUUUACAAGUAUGAAAUGUGGUUAUAAAACACAAAACUCCCUUAAGUUGUAAAAAUAUGUUUUUUUAAUGCUGAAGACAUUGAGUACAACAGUGAGUUGGGACCAUGCAUUGUAUGGAAUUAUUGGAGGCAAAGGAAAUCUUUGAUUUAAUCUUGAUCCUUAAUGUAUAAAGGGGAGGUUUGCGAUCAGCCGUAAAGGCACAGAAAAUUAAUGUUAUCAUGCCACCUAUUCUACUGUGCAAAAACUCAUCUUUACAUGAAAAUAUCAGUAUUGUCCUGAUAUUCUGUCACAGACACACAAACUUGCAGUAUUUUUGAUAGUGUGAGAAAGUUUCUAUUGUUCCAAAAAUUAUCUCUGAAAUUAAAGUAUUCAGGUUUUUGUUACAUUUCAACAAUAUGAUUGUUGACAGAGCAAGGUACUGGCUGUGAUUCAAAGUAAAAACAUAGGGCAAAUAGAGACAUUUCAAAGCCUCUUUCUAUUGUGGCUGAAUGCUGGUCUUUGAGUAGAUUACUGUAACUCUCUGACUUACUCAGGUGAAGGUCUGUAGAUAUGAAUCACAAGCAAAAAAUAAAUAGGAAUUGAUUUAUUAAUCUGAGGAAGACUGAAUUGUUUUGUCUGGAACUUGGAGGUAAUCAUAAAUCAUUGUUAAUUUUAUAUUUUCCGGGUAGUUUAUGGAAUUAUCUUCCUAACUUUCUUUCCUCAAGAUAUAUAGCAUUUAUUUAAACUAUUUCAUGGUAGAUGUGCAAACAUUGGGGAGAAUAAGUGUUCGGCAUGGACUAGAAGGGCCGAGUUGGCCUGUUUCCGUGCUGUAAUUGUUAUAUUGCUAAAUCUGCAAAAGCAUAAAGUUUGAGUCAUUGAUUAAGUGCCUGGCAUUAUAUUUCAGAGACAAUAGAGAGUGUAAACCUGCCUUGACACGAUCUGGCCCAGAAGAUGCUGGAAGAUCUCGAUUCAUAACUAACAGCACAGUUGUCACAUUAUUCUUCUGCUUGAGGGACUCAAUUACAAAUGACUUGCUAUUGAUUCUUUAGUUAGUGUGAAUGUGGGCACGAUUCAACUAGUUCUGCAGCUAUUAAAGUAUUUAAUGUUUCGUUGAAUUCUAUUGCUGAUUUAUUUCAUAUAAAUAUUUUAUGUUUUAUAAAUACAUUGAAUGUGGACGGAUGGGAUAUGAUGAGCCAAUUAUGGAGGUUAACUGUGCAGUGAAGAGUUUAAAAUAUGCUUCCAAAGUGUGUAUGGUCUGUUCUAUAUAUAAAUGCAGAUAUAUACUGUAGGUAAAAAUAUAUCUAUUAUAUAUUAAAAUAAGAUUUACUCAGUGUGACUGGAGAUACUCUAUGCAAAAUGGACUCUACAAAUUUUGGAUGCAGUUUCUAAACUUAAAUGAAGGAAGGUUGCAACUAAACAUGAGUAAAAGCACAUUGUAUAUGUUUUCUUACAUUGCACUCCAAUGCAGUUACGUGCAGAAUUUACAAUGGAAGAUGUUGUGCGGAUAUUACACAUAAUGCUCAUUGUAAAAAGAGUGGCUCCUAGAUUAAUCAGUUACUGAGGAAUACUGUACAAUACUAAAUUUUGUUCAUACUACACGGGCUUUAUGUCAAAGUAAAAGUAACACUGCAGCAGUAAAAUCUAGGAAAACGUUUUCUCUUACUUGUCACUGCCUCGCUUUCACAUUCCUGUGCAGCUUUGGUUAUAUAUGUAAGAAAUAAUGAAAAUAACAUUGUGUCAUGGGGAACAACUGUUAUUAAUGGCACUUUUUUUACCUGACAUCAUAAUAUAUUCCCAAGGAUUUAUUUUGCUUGCUAAAAGUUUUCAAUCCUUUACAGAAGAAGAAAAAAUAAAUUAAACAUACUGGAUGACAACAAUUUUGUAGCAUGUCAUGUAUCUCAAAUGGCUAAUUACAGUCAUGGCAACAAUGUUUGUUUCUAGGUGUAAAGACAUCACAUUUACUAGAAUAAUGAGAUUAGAUUUCCUAAAGCACCUUUAAAAAUGUGUUUAUUUCAAAAUAAGAAUGCAAACAAUGAUAACCUGAAAUUAACAGCAUGGUUACAUUCUAGUUUUAAUGUACGUUGGAGGAAGACUGAGAUAGAAAUACCUUUACUUAAAAUUGUUGGGCUGAUGCAAGAAACUGUGUUUACAAUCCUGUUAUUUUAUUUUCAUUUUUUAUAAAAUUCAAUUUUUAUUACAUUAAUGUCAAAAACUCUUCUUGAAAUAAUUGCCAGUUAUGUUGGUAAGAAAACUGGAGGAAUGGUAAUUAAAUACCUUGUAAUGGAGCCUGUGUAGACCAGCAGAAAAGGCACUGUUUCUUUCAUCCCAUGUGGUAAUAAUGCUGUUUGAUGUCUGUUUUGGUGAACACUGUAUCCUUUAAACUGUCCCUGAUGAAUGAGUGUCUUAGUUGUCUUAAGUAUGAAUCAAACAUUAGUCCAGUGCAGAUAGUGUUCCCUUUGUACCAUGUAAAUAUGACUUCUUUUCUACAGAAGAUUUUGAACAGUUUUAUUUGGUCUGACAUUCAGCAUGUGAAUGUGCAAUGUUUGUUGUUUAGAGAAAAAAAAUGUUAAAAGACAAAAAAAAACAUUGAAAGAAUCCUCAAAGCUAUUCUGUAUGAUUGUUCUGCAGUGAAGUGCUGAGGUCCUCAGUGAUGGCUGAAUUGCGUAUGUGCUGUCAACCUUUCAGUACUUGUACACCAAACCAAGUGUUUCCUUUUUGAAAAUAAAUCACAUUUGUCCCUGAUUUAAGACAAGUGUUGCCACUUUUGUUACGCGGAUAGAUGUUGCAUGUUUUAUGGUUGGUUCUUGUUUUUUUUGUUGCUUCUACAGAUGUCGAAAUAAAGACCACUAAAUACCGGUAUAAAUAAUGCCUGUAAAUUGUCUGGAAUCACAUUCUAUGUAAAAAUGACAGUGUGCUCCUUGUAUGGUUGUACACAAAGUGCUUCUAUGAACACUGAAUAUAUAAUGUGGUGUAGAAAGGUUGUUACCCUGUCCUAGCUAAUAAAUAUUGGAAAUAAA